GGGAGCAUCCUUCCUCAUUCAUCCCUGGAGCGACGCGAUUGAAGUUCUGCGCAUGUGCUCCUCCUCUUUUUCACUGAGUAGGCUCGUCCUUUAGGGGCUGUCCCACCAAACCUGAACCUGUUACGCUGUUUGAUACCGCGGCAGUUACGGACCGCUGUUCGACGUGAGCGUUGCGGUAGAUUUCGUUUCGCCGUGUGUUGUUCGUUUACCCUCUCAAGCGAAUGUACGGACCGUGUUUACUGUUUCGGAUUUCAACUCAAAGGAACUUUUUUUGAUCUUCUUUAAUUCUCUUGAUGGUCGUCGCUGGAAAUUGUCCGAGGAUGUCAUCUAAACGGAAAAGUCCUCCGACAAAAUUCACGCCUGACGAUCUUAGCAAUGGAGUUCACCACCAUCGAGUCGCCUCUGACUUUUUGGACGCUCAUCAUACACCCAAUUUUUUCAAUACCCCACCAAUUCCAGAAGUCGAAGAGAAUCCUUUGAAUCUUCAGAAACAGGAGUCGUUGUCCGACAAUCGACUGCAAUACUCUUUCGACGAAGAAGAAGACGAAGAGGAGGAAGAAAACUUUUUAGACAAUAUGACUUCCUCACCACCCUCCGAAAGUUGCUCACCCUAUCCGUCCAGACUGGCGGAUCAGGACUCGGACUGUACAAGUAGUGAUCCUGAAGCCAGGCUGGACAGUGCCAUGGCUACUAAUUCCAGUUCUGUCUUUCCACACACAUCCAGAAAACAAAGACUCUUACAGAGUGUGUCCGGCAAGGAAAGGCACACUGGUGAUUCGGAAUCUGAUUCCGAUCCGGGUUGUUACAGUGGGAGCGAAUGUGGACUGUCCGGCAGCGCCGAACAGAGACUGGCUUCACCUGGUCAGUCAAGGACAAUGGAAACAGUCCCUUCACCAGGAAGUAGCCACCACAGUGAUCUUGGUAAUGGUAGGCCUCCUAACAGACGAUCCAUGGACGAUGUAGUGAAAAAACUGACAUCUAAAAUGCACAAUAGUGCAACAUUAAAUGAAAACACUUAUGGACAUUGUUUAACUCAACAAGCCAGUUUAGGCCCGGAAUCUGAGUGUCGGCAACACACGAAUGGGGAUAGAAGAAGUGAGGACAGGCUGGAACGAGUCCUCAUGGAAAGCGAGGACUUGAAAGUGACCCUGCGGAAGAAAUUGAGUAACGACUCCGUAGACCAACAACAAAUCCUUACAAACCUCAUCAACAGAUUAGAAGAAAUGAAAUCUCAACUCGCUCAAGAGCAGCAACAAAAACAGAUGGCGGAGAAUCUCGAAAGAAAUAGCGCCGAACAAAGAGAACGACAAGCUCUGAUUGAAAGGCAACAGCAGCAACUCUUUCAUCAAGAACAGCAAAUACACGAACUUGAGCGUCAGAUAAAUGGUAAUUCCAUAAAUAAGGGAAUGAUGGGAUCUUAUUUGCCUAUGUUUGAUGGCAGCCAUUUGACUCUGAAUCCACCUACAAGUAGUGCAGGCCCACUUAGGCCUCAACCUACCACUGCAAUAAAUAGGCGAACAGCGAAUAAUUCUCCUUCAGGGCUAUCUCUGACACAACCUUGGGCGUCUCCUAUAGCUCCACCCAUUGCCAGUCCAAGUCCCAGCAUCAGCAGCUCCGAUGCUGAUCUUGACAGCGAAGCUCCUCUUAACCUUUCGAAACCGAAAAUUUCAAGGAGCUCAUCUAAACGUGCUCAAAAGAGUCCUCAAGAAUACAGAACUCAAGAUAACAGUGGUCAAAUGUCUCCCAACACCUUGCAGCAACACCAGAGAAAUCAAAACAUGCUGGCUGAAAUGGCAGCAAUGGCACAUGUUUUAAGAGGUCCUCCCCCUAUGCAGAUGACUCCUGCUGCUUACAUGCCUGGAGCUUAUCCUGCAAUGCCACUUCAUUUACGACCCCCUACUGUGAUGGCUCAUCAAGAUAAAGUAAAAGAUGCUAUGUCUCCUCCAAUUCCAAGUAGUCAUCUUCCCCAACAUGGGGGACCGUUUCAAAGUUUCAAUCUGCAUAUGUACCUAUCACAAUUAAAUUCACAUGAACCUUGUGAUAUACCAUCCCCUGUCAUGGACCAGGGAGACAAGAAACAUGAUUCUCAUCUUGGAACUUCUCCAAAUAAACUUGUUGGAGCAAAAAUCAUUCGCCAAACAAAGAAAGAUGGAGAGCCAAAAAAUCAUAUCAAAAGACCAAUGAAUGCCUUCAUGGUAUGGGCUAAAGAUGAACGGCGAAAAAUACUUAAAGCUUGUCCAGACAUGCACAACUCAAAUAUAUCGAAAAUCCUGGGCGCUCGUUGGAAGGCUAUGUCUAAUGGAGAAAAGCAACCUUAUUAUGAAGAGCAAUCCCGCCUCAGUAAACUUCACAUGGAGAAACACCCCGAUUACAGAUACAGACCAAGACCUAAACGUACUUGCAUAGUCGAUGGAAAGAAACUUAGAAUCUCAGAAUACAAACAGAUGAUGAAGUCAAGGCGGCAAGAGAUGCGCACUCUAUGGUAUCGUGAUGGACUUGGAGUUAUGGAUCCACCCACAAUGGUAUCUCCAGGAUCUUCUUUAUUGCCUAUGUCUAACGUUUCUGGAGGCUCCAAUGAAAUGGUCAAUCCAUUGGGCAUGAGACUCUCUCCCACUAAUGGUAGUCUCGAAAACCAUGUCUUGUCUCCAGGCCAUUUAUCACCAGACAGAACGUCACCUUCUACCUCAACGUCUCUACAGAGAAUGAAAAACGAAGACCAUAGCAAUACAAUGUCCAUGGAAACUUCAUCUUGAGAAAAAACUUUUAUUUUAACUUCAUAGUGGAGAGAAUAUUACUGGGCGAUUCUCCCUAUUAUUUGAAUUCCCAUCAUUAAGAUUCCAUUUGCAGAGCUUUCAGUAGUCAGUGAAUCUUUGUAAGGUUCAAACUGUUUAUAUUAGAUCAGUCAUUGGCUUCAGUCUGGACUUGUUGCAUCCACAGUGUUUAAUGUUGAUGCAGUUUUCAGUGCAUUUAUUUGUUAAAAAAGAUCCAGUAAAUUUUACCCUGUACAGUGUUUAUUUGUUGAAAAUUCCACUUAAUGGGAGUCAUUGUUGAGAGAAGAAUAAAUAAUUUUCUUCAGAUUACUUGAAGCAGAGUAGUCUGUAUUAAUUUCUUUUCUCCGUGUUAGUCAAUUGUUACAUUUUAACACUAGGCAAUCAAAAUGAAAGAAUAUAUCAUAAAACUCAAUAUGCAAUAUUGAACUUAUUUCUUUGCAUUUAUUUAUUUCAUUAAAACGUGAUAUUUAAAAAUAUGCUUGCUGUAUUUAUAUUACUUAUUUUGUUCCUUAAAAAAGAAAUAUUUUUUUUUAUGUUCAAAUUUUAAAGCAUUUAGACUCGCUCUGGAAAUAGUUAGUAUAAAUAAUGCAUUCUGUAAGAUAUGUGUCUAAUUAUGAGUAAAUAUUUAUUAUUAAUUUAAAUCAAAACUUUAAUCAAAAUGUAGAUUAUAAUGGAGAAUAUACUUAAAUAAUUUCUAUACUGGAAAUGUUUUUGUUGAUUAUAUGGCUGGUAAAUUAUUUUAGUGUGUGAAAAUUGCUUUAAUGGAAAGUUGUAUUGAUUGGAUAAAAUAAUUGGAGGAAUAAGUGGCUAAAUAAGGGUCAUAGCAUAAAAAAUAAUUGCUAGAAAUAGGAUUAUUACAGAUAGAUGUGGGUGUUUUUUGUUCAAUGACACAAGCAGCAGUGCUGCUAUAGAAUCUUUAGUAGGUAGUAGUGAAGGUGUUAAAGAACUUCUUCCUCCACUUACUCCUUCAAUUAACAAUACUCUCACAUGGUCCUAAAUUCCACAUGCAUUCUUUGAUUUCACAAACUUUCAUUUUAAUCUUUCACAGUAAAAAUCCAAUUUUACUUCCAUUAUUUUAUUAUCUAGCUAAAUCAUUGCAUUUGCUCUGUAUUUACAAAAUAAUCAUUGUUAUCUUUUACACAUUUUACAGAAUAAUUUUAGAAUUUUGAUUUGUUUUGAAGUACAUAAAGAAAAAGGUUACACAUUUAAAAAUUACUGUUUGCAUGCUUAAGUAAUAAUCUUGAAAAAAAAUUUGAUGAAUUUUUGACAUAGAUUAGAUUGAACACAUUUUUUAUUCUUAUUUAAUAGCUGUUACUUAGGUUUCAACUAAAUUUAAAAAAUUCUGUUAUUUCAUAAAUAUUUAGGUUUCGUUUUAAAUCUGUUAUUUUAUGUAAUAUACUGAUGUUGCAGUUAGAUUUUAUUUUUUAACUAAGUUUGCCAAACAGAACUAUAAAUAUUUCCUCCUGUAAAUUAUUAUACAAACUAUGUACAGAUAUAUUAUUAUUAAUUUUGUAAAAAAAAAAAAGUUUUUGAUGUUUUUUCUUUGUUUUAUCGUGCAAUCAAAAAGAGUGUUGGUGUGUUUAGAAAAGUGUACAGCAUUUUUAUUCAUUGAAGUUAUUCUGUGAUGCUAUACUGGAUCUGUCAGUAUCAACGUUUGUUUAUAGACUGAUGAUGCUAUAAAAUAUAUAUUUAAUGUCACCCGAUAUUUCAAGCCAUUUUACCCAGUCAAGUUACGAGAGAAGCUGCGUGCUAUUUGAUAACAACAACAAAGACAUUUGUAUAUAGAAUCUGCAAGUCACAAACGUCUCCCUCGCGUCGUACUUCUUAAUUUUUCUCUCUCUGUUUGGCCAGUGUGAAAAUUAAUACCAAGGGCAUUUUUUUUACUAUCUGAGGGGAGAAACACAUUGAUAGAAGACACGCUUGCCAAAGGAGAUUAUUGAGGGCAGUUGUGACGGAUGCAGACCUUAUUUUGAAUUUGAUGUGCAAAUAUAUCUGCUCAACGUGAAAUACUUCUAGUCUGUGAUUUAACCAUCUUCUGCAGAGUACAUUUCUUUGUUUUGUUUUGUAACAGUAUUAUCGGACGAAACAAAGGUGGUUUUAGUUUCAUCUCUUAAUUUGUAACUAUGUGCUGUUUUUGUUGUUUGAAACUUAAAUAUUUAGAGUUCAUCUGUAAUUAAAUGAAAUAAACCACUUUUGUGAAUAUA
Molecule: messenger RNA, 4975 nt
Organism: Parasteatoda tepidariorum (common house spider)
Lineage: Eukaryota; Metazoa; Arthropoda; Arachnida; Araneae; Theridiidae
Biological process (GO): cell fate commitment; regulation of transcription by RNA polymerase II
Cellular component (GO): nucleus
Molecular function (GO): DNA-binding transcription factor activity, RNA polymerase II-specific; RNA polymerase II cis-regulatory region sequence-specific DNA binding
Source: RefSeq, a predicted model, not a curated record